This is a messenger RNA of Pangasianodon hypophthalmus (striped catfish), 1093 nucleotides long. It is a transcript of the gene b9d1, whose product is annotated as B9 protein domain 1. Gene Ontology annotation, cellular component: MKS complex. Gene Ontology annotation, biological process: cilium assembly. Bases 313 to 912 code for a protein of 199 amino acids. NCBI's taxonomy places the organism in Eukaryota, Metazoa, Chordata, Actinopteri, Siluriformes, Pangasiidae. The transcript has 7 exons. The record is from RefSeq and is a predicted model, not a curated record.
UUGCUAGUAGGCGUUCCUUGUAGUAGCCGUUCCUUGUAAUGGGCGUGGUUUGUAGUCUCGCAGGACGCAGACAGACCCUUCUCGUCACCUCACGUAUUUUUGUGACGCUCUUCUACAGCCACCUGGUGGAGACCUAAAUUUACAAAUCGCCUUUCCUGCAGAUUUGGACCUUGCAGGGAGCCGUAGUAAAAGCGUCCUUGGCGCUGGAAGAGAUGUUAGCAACCAGCAGCCAUUUGAGUGUUUGAGUCUGUACAGCUGAGAAAGCGUGUCUGUAAUUGUAAUGUUGUGUGUUUUGUUGUUGUUGUUGUGAAGAUGACCUCAAAUAACCCCUCCGUUUUUCUUCUCAUGGUCAAUGGGCAAAUUGAAACAGCUAAUUUCCCGGAAUAUGAUGACUUAUACUGCAAGUAUUGUUUUGUAUAUGGACAUGACUGGGCUCCAACAGCAGGACUUGAAGAGGGAAUAUCUCAAAUAACAUCGAAAGGAAGGGAUUCCUCUCAGAGCCUGGUGUGGAACUUCCCCCUGGACAUCACUUUCAAAAGCACCAACCCUUUCGGCUGGCCUCAGGUUGUGGUGAGUGUGUAUGGGCCAGACACAUUCGGAAAUGACGUGGUCCGAGGUUACGGAGCUGUGCAUGUCCCCUUUACCCCUGGAAAGCACACAAGGACGAUCCCGAUGUUUGUUCCUGAAUCCACAUCGAGGCUGCAGAGAUUCACAAGCUGGUUGAUGGGCAGGCGUCCUGAGUUCACGGAUCCUAAAGUUGUCGCACAGGGAGAGGGAAGAGAAGUAACCAGGGUUCGCUCUCAAGGCUUCGUAACCAUCCAGUUUAACGUUGUUACCAAGGACAUGAAGAAGCUGGGAUAUGACAUCACGCCCACAGAGCAAACGUCAGCCACUCGCCUGACAGGAACCUGAUGAUGCCACAACCGUUACACUCUCGUUAAACCGUGUUUCAUAAAUGUACAGAUCUAAUGUUUUAAUAUUCAACAGCUUUUAUUGCAUAAUUAGCAUCACGUUUAUUGAACCUACAAAACCAAGAAAACAUUUUGUCUAUCCUGUUACUUUUAUAUAUUUGUAAUAAAUUUCUCCAGCUGUU